Molecule: messenger RNA, 4877 nt
Organism: Castor canadensis (American beaver)
Lineage: Eukaryota; Metazoa; Chordata; Mammalia; Rodentia; Castoridae
Source: RefSeq, a predicted model, not a curated record
AAAAAUGAGUGUUUCCAAAGCACAAGGAAUUUAUGGGGUACCUCACAGCACUUUAGAAUACAAGUUCAACUGUUGAUGCAAAAUCAGAGGAAGCUACUAAAAUGGAAAAAGGAAAAUCAGCAUUAAGCACAGUUUUGGAAUCUUUGUGCAAACAUCACCAGCAACAAGUUUUGGCUAUGUUGAAAUUUCUAGUCCAGGAGCAGAAUGCUGCUUCUCUUUGCUGUUGUAGUGCAUCGUGUGCUGUUUCUUCAGAAUCUCAAAAGCCCCUAUUUGAAGAUGAUUUACAUGGUGUAUUCUGUAGUUGUGAAUAUAGGCUGGCAGAAAAGGGGUGUUUACAAAAUGAAAGACCAAGCCCUGGUUUAGUGCCAGCCUGUAUUAAAAAAUUACACUGUUUAUCUUGCCAAACUGUAACUAUUGAGCACAUUAAGACAGUAAUGAAUAGAGAAAUUGCAAAUAGUUAUCAUUCACACAGGUACUGUUCUGGAUUGUUACCAGAUAUUCCCUCUACAAAAUCAGCCUUUCAUAGUCCUCUUUUGUCAAGGGAAGUAUGUGAUCUUUCAGUCAGUUUUAAAGAUGUUUGUAGAUCUCGAAGUCCCUCACCCCCACCAUUAUCACCUGUGCAGACCGAAGAAUUUGAAAAAUUGAAAGAUGUCAUCUCGGAGCUUUCAGCCUUAGAAAAUAACAAACUUGAAACAAACACUAACCAACCUCCAUCUCUAACACCAGCAGAGAUAAGCAUGAACAAGGCUGAUCUUGAAGACAAAAUACAUAAAGCUGAGAAAUCCAGUAACUCUGAUUCUGUACUCUUGGAUGCCAGCAAUAAUUGUACCACAAACCAUGAAAAAGGUGAAACUGCUGUAAUUUUUCAAGAUUUAAUGGAUCGCAUUAAUGAAAAAUUAAAAUCAAUAGAAACUACAGAUGUGACAAACCUUGUAAAAUUAUCAAGCAGUGAUUGUGAUGCAGAUAAUGAUUUUAAGUUGGGAGAUUUAAUAACAUCUCUCUUGCAUAAUGCAAAGGCCAGUGAUUAUAGCUUUAUGGAAUUGCUGAGUCAACAUGAUAAAAAUGUAGAAAAUAAAGUUAUUCAGACAAGAUUUCAAAAGCGUCAACAAACAUUAUUUGCAAUGCACAACUCUUCUGAUUCACCUGUGAUUAGAAGGCAUUCUUUACAGAUAAAAAGGGAACUUGCUAAUCUUGAUGAAAAUUUUAUAAGAAAAAAGUACACUGAAAAAAAUUCAAGAAAAUUGAUACGCAACAAUGGGAUAUUUUCAUCAGAUAAAGAAGAGUUUCAUCAUUGUCAAGAGACUUUUUUACAAAAUUCUAAAAGUUUCCAAGAUAAAAAUUACACUGAAGCAUCAAUUUCACCAAAUUAUACUAUACAGUCAUUGCAGGAACCUCUUCAUAGUUUAGAAACUAAUUUGACUUUAGAUGAAUUUUCAGAAAGCUUUAAAACAACUUCGCCUGAGAAAAUGAGCAUAGGAAAAUCACAGGAGAAACUUGCAGCUGAAAAAAAAACUUUGCAAAAUAAUAGGGAAAAUAGAAAACUAGAGAAUACUCAAACACCUUUGAAAAAUAAUAUUCCUGGACUUCUGAGCAGAACUAAACGAAAUAUUGUGCCUCCAGGUUGGUAUUCUAUAUAUGUAACAAAUAAUUAUGUUUACAAAAAAUCCCGUAAGACCAAAAGAGUAUUGGAAUCCACACAAAAAAAAGAUCCAGUGAAAAAUGUUCAAAUUGAAAGCUCACAAACUGUGGACCUAAACAGAAUUGCAAUGAAUUCUAAUUUACAGGUUCUUGUGGAGCGUUUGGAAGAUACAAUAAAUAUGGCCCAAAAGUCUUGGAAUAAUCAGCCCCUAUCAGAAGGAUAUAAAACAUCCAAGAAGUUGAUAGAAAUUGAUAGUAAAAACCAAAAUGCUGGGAGAAGUGUGACUGUUACUUUAAAUAGAAUGACACAUAAAGAACAGGGUUUAUCAAGACCUGUGAUAACAUCCAGCAAUAUUACCAAAAAUCACCAGAUGCCUACAAUGUAUGUGAAUAACAAAAGACUUGAUAAUCCAAAAAGGGCAUCUAUUUUAGAGACAGGUAGCUUGAUUUCAGGUGUUGAAAGUGUACCAACAAAAUGUGCUAGUAUUGAAAACUCUCCUUUUUCUAACUAUUCUAGUCCUAUCAAACUCAUGUUUUUAUCAGAGAUGAAAAGCAGUGAAGGAGUCAAAUAUACUUUAACUUCAGUUGGUUCUUCACAAUCAAAUGUACAUCCUCCUGCAAAACAUGCAACCUAUCAUAUAACUGGAAAAAAACUAGAAACAAAUGAAGAUAUCCCAGAUGUUAACCUUGAAAAUUACAGUUUUAAUCAUUAUGAUAUUGACACUCUUCAAAGAGAGCUAAACAAAGAAAAUGCAGAAUCCUCUGCAGUAUUUACAGAUGGUUUAAAUAAUGAUAAAUCACAAGAACAACCUAAGGAAAAGUUAAGCAAUGCUGUAGAUUUAUCUUUUAAAAGAAAACCAGGUAGACCUAAAAAAAUAGGCCCCCAAGUUGUGAAACAGAUUAAACGGCCAAUCGGAAGACCACCAAAACCUAAAACUGUUAAGACAGAUGUCACCAUUUGCCAAAAUGAAUCCAUCAGUACUGGAGGAAAAAGCCCAGAAUCUCUCUUAGCAGAAAUAAAAGAAGGUAUUUAUAAAAAAAGCAUUACAGUCACUGUUAUUUAUGGAAGGUCGAGAAGAACAAAAAGGCAUGUUUCUGAAGGAAGUGUGAACAUCAAUAAUAUUUUGUCACUAAAUGAUAAUGUUGCUGAUUUUCCACCUGGCUGUGAUAGUCUCAGAAAUAUUAGAGGACACAAAAUUGACUCAGGUGAACGAGUAAGUGCUGUGUCAAGCUUGACUACUGAAAGUGAGAUCUUGGAGUCUGGUUUUGAAUAUGUUAGACCUAUCAAGAACAAGUCUGUAAUACCUCGACCUUCCAAGAUCAUUAUUGGACCAAAUCAGAAGCCUUUGGCAAUAAUUAGGAAGCCUGGUAGGCCUGCAAAAGUGAAAAUCUCUGGCAUAUCUGUGACUAUUAGCAGAAUUUCACCUCAGGAAAGAGAAAUAAGUAUUAGCAGCUGCUUACCUCCUUUAGAACAGGAGAAGAUGUUAGAAAAAAUCCUGCCUGGAGAAAAGAGUGACCAGCAGUGCAGUAAGAUGGAUAAAACAAGGCACACUGAAACUGACACAUUUAAGAAUGAAUCAAAAAGUAUGGUUUCUACUAUGCCUUUGAGACAUUCUAUUAGGGAUAGAAAACCACCUCUUCAUUUCUUACAUUCAUUAGCAUCUUCUAGCUCACUUAUUUAUAGAAAUGCUCUGCUUCAUAAGUCAUAUAAACUGCAUUUGCAGAAAGGCAAAACUCAGAAGCAAAAACAUAGGCAGUCGAAGAUAAAAAUAGCUUCCAAACAUACCCCAGGAAGUAGACAUUCAAGGAAUGCAAAAAAGUGUUUGGAAGAUAAUAAAUUAAUACCCAUUUCUGAAGUAUCCUUGGACCCUAUAAUUUCAUCAAACCGUUUGCUCAGAUGGUGGGCUACUUCUACUUCAAAUGAUUCCUUGUUAGAGGAAUUAAACAAUAGAUUUGAUCAGAUAACAAAUGCUUGGGUGCAAGUAAGUGGAGAUGAAGCUGAAAACUUUGCUCAUAAAACAGAAUUCAUUGAAAAUGAUAAUUUCAAAAUAGCAAACCCUUUGGAAACUUGUCUUUUAGAACUUAAAGUUUCACCUGUAAAAAUGCUUUUUCAGAAAAAGUAUGAUUUGAAUGAACUCUGUACCUGGUUUAUGCAAACAACAGAAACACAGUCUCUUUCCCUAGUUAGAAAAGCAAAUGCUCGAAACCCUUUGGAAGUAAUAAAUACCAAGGGAAUUAAAUUAGGGACCAAAUACUGUGAUUUUAAUACCAGUCCCUUCAGAAAGCACUUUAAAAAAUUUGCACUCUCUUCUCCUUCAAAAUCAUCAGAGAAGUUGCAUUUACUGCAUAAAAUGGUUAGCUCUCCCCUUUUAAAUAUGCGAAGUAAUUUAACACUAGCUAGAUUGAAAAGAACUGAGUUUAAGAGGUUGCACCAUGAAAGGUGGAGAAGAGAGGGAAAGCUGCACAACCAUGAAACAGUUGAUUGGAACUCUAAAAGAAGGAAUUUAAGAUUUUUCUGCCAGAACCAAUUUAUGAAUAAGACUGAGGGGGGAAGAAAUGCUGAAAAUCCACUCUGUGGAAAAAGUACAGUGGAUAAUCAGUAUAUUUUGCCACCAGAGAUUUUGCAAGAGAGGGUAGCAAUGCCUGACUUCCAAAUACAUUCUAGUUUAGAAAAUAAACUUAAGUCAAAAGCAAAGGAGAAUGGGACAAAUUGCAGCCAAAAAGAUCUUGAAAAGAGACUAAGACUAGGAAAUGUAUGUCCCAAUAAUUGGAGAUCAAAAGCCCUAAAAGAUUGUAGGAUAUUUUUGAGGAAGAUCAACUGUCUUGAGCACAGGAAUACUUUUAAGUUAAAUUCAAUCAUUUACUCUCCUGAAUCUGUUGACAGUAGAAGUACUCAUCAGACACAUGCAGAAGAAUCAAAGCGGUUUACCUUAAGAUCCCAUUCUGCUAGGCAAAAUCCUUUAAAAAUACAAACUAAAGAAAUAGAAAAUACUAAUGCAAAUAGCUCUUCAACCAAUAAAUUAACUGAUGAACUUGGCAAUAGUAAGUUGAGUAAAUGUGUUAAUUUUGACAAGAAUCCUGAUAGUUCUGAAGUCCUUAGCAAAUUGAACAAAAGAAAAAGACCACCAUGGAAGACCACAGAAAUGUCAACAAAAAGACAUAAACGACAGUCUUGCAACCAUGGACAAAUGGCAAACUGUUUUUCAAAAUCCCAACUGGGUAAGUUUUUCUCUACUUAA